AUGCCGGAGCCUCUGGAUGAGAGCUCCUUUUCUCGAGCCAUCGUCUCUCCCGAUGACUUGAGCGAAGAGGAUAUCAGAGCCGCUCGAGGCUUAUGGGAUCAAGCGAUCGUAAUGAUUCCCAGGUCAAUACGACCGUCUUCAGCGAAGCUCGAUGAAGACGAAUUCAAUUCUUUCCUUAAUUUUGUCUUCGCAGCUUGGAACAUCGUGGAUAAGCCAAAGAACGCCACACAGAAGCGAAAGACUGCUCACAUGACGUCUUUGCCAGUGGGAAAAUGGUUCUAUGAUGUUCCUCGCAGCAAGCAAGACCAGAAGCAGGGAGAGACUGCUGAGAAGAAACCAGUCCCAGCUUGGAAACAAAAGGGUGGUGACGCACACUGCCGCCCCGAGAUCAUCAGUGGCACCAUUGUGUUCAAGAUCAUUGAUUCCCACUCGACAAUGCACAACUUUGAAGAUGUGCGCUGGAGCUAUCGUGGAGGCCUCACCACAGAGCUCAAGAUCAGAAUUUGUGCCCACUUCGACACAAAUGAGAUCUCCCACGUUAGGGAACAUAAUCUCAGAGCCGCGAGAAGCUUGACGCAGGCAUACAUUCGUCGAACAUACAUCCUCGACCAAAGCUCUGUCGAGGAGAUGAAUCCUGUCCCAGUUUUUAUACCAAUGAAUCUACGCCUGCCACUGUGGAAGAUCAUAUCCCGAGAGGCCAAAAACGGCAGGCGUCUGGCAAAGAAGGAGCUGGCCAAGAUGAAGAAGUCGUACAAGUUCUAA
Molecule: messenger RNA, 762 nt
Organism: Pestalotiopsis fici W106-1
Lineage: Eukaryota; Fungi; Ascomycota; Sordariomycetes; Amphisphaeriales; Sporocadaceae
Exons: 2
Coding region: 1-762 (253 amino acids)
Source: RefSeq, a predicted model, not a curated record